CUCUCUGCUGGAAAUCAUUCCACUACGUCAGGUCGUCCGGUCCGCUCGGUAAAGAUGUCUGCGACGGGUUCAGGCGGACCAGGACCCGGACCAGGACCCGCCACGGGUUCAGGGUCCGGGGCCUCAAACCCCCGAAAGUUUAGCGAGAAGAUCGCCCUCCACACCCAGCGACAAGCCGAGGAGACGGCCGCCUUCCAGGAGGUCAUGAUGGACAUCACCUCGACCAGGCUGCAGGCCCAGAAGAUCCGCCUCGCCCGGAACCAGGGGCCGUACUACGGAGGUUCCUUACCCAACGUCAACCAGAUCGGCAGGAACCCGCACGACUUCCAGGGCUCCUUCCAGUCCGGCUUGGAGUCCAGCCGCUCGACCCGACAUCACGGCCUGGUGGAGAGGGUCCAGAGGGACCGCCGCUUCGUCUCGCCCGUCCGACCGUACCGAAACCGCCAAGUGGACAAUUCUCUGUACAACUCGGCCUACCUGUCCCCGCCUCCCGAUGCCAGCUGGAGAAGGAACUGGUCUGGAAACUUCCCCGGAGAUAAAAGCCAGUUGUUCCGUCUUCCCACCACAGCACUCAACAGGACCAACUCCGACUCAGCCCUCCACACCAGCGUGAUGAACCCCCCCAUGGGAGACCCCUUCGCCAUGGGAGGACCCGCCUUUAACCCUCAGAGCGGCAGACGCAGCGGUCAGAGCGACGCAGAGAACCGAAGAAUGUUCCCCUAUCCGGUUCCUCCGAUCGAAGAGAACGUCCUGGAUGAGGACAAACUGCUCAAACCCUGGGACCUCAAGAAGCUUUCGUCUUCGGCAUCUCGACCCAAGUCCUGCGAGGUUCCAGGCAUCAAUAUCUUUUCGUCCCCGGAGCAGCCGUCCACGCCGGUCCAAGGCGUCCCUCAGAUUCCCAGCACCGGCGGCUCGCUGCCCGACCUGUCCAGCCUCCACUUCCCCUCACCGCUUCCCACGCCGCUGGACCAGGAUGAGCCCAGUUACCCAGGACCCUCCCCUCUGAGCGGGGGCAGCAGCACAGGGAACCUGGCCUCCACCCUCACCCAGCUGGGCAUCACUGCCGCCAACGCAGCAGGAGGAAACGGCAGCUAUCACCACCCAUCGCCAGGGCUCCUGGCGUCGUUACAGAGCACGCUCAGUAACCCCAACCUGCAGUCGUCGCUGAGCAACCCCAACAUCCAGUCGUCCCUCAGCAGCCACUCCUUCUCCAACUCUCUAAGCUCCUCCUCCCUUCACUCGUCCCUCAGCAACCCAUCGCUGCAGUCGUCGCUCAGUUCCUCCCCCUCCCUGCCCCCGUCCCUAAGCAACCAAUCGCUGCAGUCGUCCCUCAGUAACUCCUCCCUCCAGUCGGGAAGUAACUCGAGCUACGGCGGCGGAGUGGGUGUGGCUGGAUCAGGCCCCUCCCCCUACACAGGGAUGCUCGCCGGUCAGGGCCAACCGUCCCUCAGCACGUCGCCACGGAGACGAGCCCAGCUGUCCCCGCUCAUCCUGCCGAUGGUGGGGGAGUCACGGAGGCAUCACUCCAAACAGUUCUCCCCCACCAUCUCCCCCACCCUGUCCUCCAUCUCACAGGGCGUCCCUCUGGACACCAGCAAGCUGCCUUUGGACCAGCGCCUCCCUCCGUACCCGCUCAGCCAGUCCCACCAGCACCAGCCCGGUUCCCAGUCUGGACAGCAGGCCCAUUCUCUGGGUCAGCACCGCCUCCAGCAGCCAAGAUCAAACGCCCAGCAGCAGCAGCAGCUCCACCUGCAGAACCUGCGGAACCAGCACCUUCAGCAGCACUUUGGAUCGCCUCAGAGGCCCAUGGGAACGCAGCAGAACACGGGGGUGAAGUCGGAGGGCGCUGUGGAACCGUGCAUCCAGACGUCUUCUCUGUGCCGGGUCAAAGCGGACCUGGAGCAGCGGGUUGGUGGUUCUCCUCAGCAGCAGCAGCAGCAGCAGAUCAACCUGAACACAGACUUCUACAACGAUGCCUUGUUCAGCUCCCUGCUGGAUGACCCGUACCUGAGCCUGCAGCUCUCAGGAAAACCCGGUCAGCAGUUCACAGCUGAGAACCCAGCAGACGGUCUUUCCCUGAACCACAGCGGACUGAGCCAGAACCACUGUGGACUGGGCCAGAACCAGUACCCCUCCAACAGCCAGGGGCCCCUGGAUCUGCAGGAACCCGGGGACCAGCAGCAGCAGCAGCUCAACAACCAGAACCAGAACUACAGCGGCGACGGCCGGCAACACGUUCCCAACAUCAUCCUCACAGGGGACUCUCCCACAGGCCUGUCCAAGGAGAUCGCCAGCGCUCUGUCCCACGUGCCGGGCUUCGAGAUGGACCCGUUCUCUCUGGACGAGCAGCUCCGGAUGGACCCGCUGUCUCUGGACAUGCUGGAGGGGGACCUGAUGCUGGCUGACCCGGCCGUGGAGGACUCGUUCCGGUCCGACCGGCUCAAGUGAACGGUGCCGCCCCUUCCCCCUCCUACCCCACCCACCCAGAGCUGAGGUCAAAGGUCGGAGGUCAAAUGGAUUCUGAUUCCUGUCAGCGCCUCAGCGUGGUGCCGGAGCGCCUCCGACCCCAACCAGCAGCGCUUCGAGGAGCUUUCUUAUGCAUGCAGUCGGCUCUGGGCGCCGACCCGACCCGGCCCGGCCCAUCAGCCACUUUAACAGGAACUCAGCCAUGGAGUCCAACGGGGUUCUGACUGCGACGCCUCAGCAGAUCACCGGGUUCCUGCAGUUCUAAGUGCCAUUUCAGAACCCGCCUAGAGCAGGUUCUGCCUGACAAACUGGUUCUGUUUCCCCCUCCAGAACAGGCCCGGCAGCAGCCCAGGAAGUCCGCAGGCCGGUUCUCCUCUCUUACUGCUCUGCUGAAAACUAGGUCACCCGCUGAUCCAGACGGAUCAGAACCUUCGAUUCAAACAGCUUUCUGCCCCGCCUGACGUUAUUAGAACCCGGCAGCCCGACCAGAACACGCAGCUUCGGUCUUUACUGAGAACAGGAAGUUAAACAGGAGCUUUUAUUUUGAAAAGGUUAGAAAAACUGAUCUACAGUCCUGUGGUUCUGAACCAGGUGAGGCUCGGCCCACUAACAGUUGAUCCUCCAGAACUCUCUGGUUGGUUUUACACCCUUUUUUGUUCUGAGAGGAGAAUGGGGCGGUCCGGUUCUGCUUCAGGGUCCAGUUCCCUCACCUCAGAACUGAACGGCUGAAAGGAUGGAAACUGACUGCCAUCCAAAAGUCUGAGGCGUAGCGUUACCGGACCGCCCUGAACUCGGUUCUACUGAACCUUUCAGAAAGCCUGCAGAACCGGCGAUCCAAACCGCAGUCUGGAUCGGGUUCACCCGGGACCGUCUGGGUCAGAAACAUAUCGAUGCCGAUACUUAUCGCCUUACUUUAGGAGAAACCGGGUCACAGAAAUCUAGUUUGGAUCAACUAGAAUCUAGAUCUUGUUCAAUCAGACUAGAACCUCACCGGUUCUGUGAGGUCCGCUUUAGAUCCAAGCCCACAUUCCCCCGGACCGCGUCCAGAACCCUGGUGCUGGUCGGCUGCAGCGACGAGCCGUUAGCUGCGGUGGUACCGUGUCCCGGAACCAGGAAGAUUCUGGUCCGUUUCAUCGGAACCCGACACGAAUCCUCCUGGUUCCGACAGAACCAGCGGUCCAUCGGACUUUUGCACUUUGAAAGAAAAAAAAAA
This is a messenger RNA of Cyprinodon tularosa, 3679 nucleotides long. Its product is annotated as CREB-regulated transcription coactivator 2. The record is from RefSeq and is a predicted model, not a curated record. Gene Ontology annotation, biological process: protein homotetramerization; positive regulation of transcription by RNA polymerase II. The transcript has 16 exons. Gene Ontology annotation, molecular function: cAMP response element binding protein binding. The coding region runs from base 55 to 2448 and encodes 797 amino acids. Gene Ontology annotation, cellular component: nucleus; cytoplasm. NCBI's taxonomy places the organism in Eukaryota, Metazoa, Chordata, Actinopteri, Cyprinodontiformes, Cyprinodontidae.